ACUACUUAGUUUAAUAUGAUAUUAUUUUGCCUUUGCCCACAUUGACAAAUCGUUUGUAAAUAAAUAACAAAUACCUAUAUAUAUUUUCCCUUUUAAGCAAUUUAUGAAAUACAUAGAAAAAUUACUACCUACCAUUAUUUUUGUUACACUUUCUAGACUACGAAGUUCCUCGGCGCAAAUAGAAAAGCUCGUGGACUAUAUGUCCACGAACCCAUUAUUUGCUGCCGGGGAAUUUCGCGGCCCACUCGGUUACGAGCAGAUGGCAGCCGAGUGGGUCCAGCUAAAGGCCAUGUUGGCCAACUACGGGCCCGAUAAGUCCGUAGAACAGUGGAAGCACGUAAGUAUGCUUGUUUGAUUAUAUUGUCAUACUAAUAGAAUCUAGUAGUUGUGUGCGUGUUUAUUAGGGCUGAUUUAGACGGCGCGCUAACUCGCAUGCGAUUUUAGUUACAUUGCGGACUGUUGGUUACGUCCAAUUCAACCGACCGAUCAAAAACCGCAAUGUAAUAAAACUUGCAUGCGAGUUCUCGCAUCACCUAAAUAAGCCCUUAAGUUUUAUAGGGUAACUAGUGACUACCUACAUUUUUUUCUGUUUCAAUAAGCAAACACGCGCAAUCAAUAUAUAAAAAACCUUAUUUAUGCACACUCACUCAUGCUCAGUCAGACAUCUACUAACUAAUAUUUUCUUCAGUACAAUAAAGAUGUUCACAAAUUAUAUCAAUUAAAAAUUUUCAUAAAAAUAUUUUUCAGACGUGGCGUGAUUUGAAGAAAAAAGCCCGUGCGGACGGGGGGCGGAUGCGCCUCACUCUCAAUAGAACGGGGAACGCAGAGGCCGUCCCCGAACUGAGCACCAGUACAUACAAAAUACUUGGGGCAAUUGGUACGGAGUGCGCCACGGGCAUCGGCGUCGAGCAGGAGACAGGGAUUGGCUCGGGAAUUGUUGAUUCUGGAGCAACGGAGUUUUCGUUAGAGGCGGGAGGGUCGCAGCAACUACAGGCGGAUCAUAUUGAUCACGCCGAAGUAGUUGUGGUGACUCCCUCGCUUCCGACGAGGCCUCGCUUCCGCCGUCCACGCCCGAACAUCGCGCCGACUACCCGGCGGCGCCCGCAACAUCACCAACAGCAUUCUGCUGCUUUUGUAGCCGCCCAAAGGGAAACCAAUAUCAUAUUACGGGAUAUAGCAAAUGAGAUCCGCGGCACGGCGCGGCGCGAGAGACGUCGGAUUAUUGGCCCCUUACACCAGCUUAAAUUUUGA
Molecule: messenger RNA, 1251 nt
Organism: Cydia fagiglandana
Lineage: Eukaryota; Metazoa; Arthropoda; Insecta; Lepidoptera; Tortricidae
Exons: 3
Coding region: 793-1251 (152 amino acids)
Source: RefSeq, a predicted model, not a curated record